This is a messenger RNA of Manis pentadactyla (Chinese pangolin), 6490 nucleotides long. It is a transcript of the gene AOPEP, whose product is annotated as aminopeptidase O (putative). Bases 432 to 2504 code for a protein of 690 amino acids. The record is from RefSeq and is a predicted model, not a curated record. Lineage: Eukaryota; Metazoa; Chordata; Mammalia; Pholidota; Manidae. Gene Ontology annotation, molecular function: zinc ion binding; metalloaminopeptidase activity. The transcript is spliced from 12 exons. Gene Ontology annotation, cellular component: nucleolus.
CCCAAGGGGGCGGGCCAAGCCGUCUGCGGCCCGGGCGCGCGUGGGUGACGUCACGCAGCGUGGCCUGGGUCGUCCGUGGUAACCCUGAGUCUGCGGAAGUGGAGAUCUGUGGGCAGGCAGCUGAGACAGCAAUCCUGACUACAGAGGGCUGUUCUUACUCCUCCAGACCCUAUGUCUGACCUGGAGAGGGCACCUCCUCUUCUGGAAGCUUUUACCUGAUCCAGCAUUGCCUCGAUCUCUGCUUUCAGGGACAAAAAUGGUGAAAACUGCUCAACUUAUAUUAAUUUCACAAGGUACUGAAAGUUGGUGGAACCAGAAUUUGUGACAUCAGUUAUCUUUUGGUAUGCAGCCAUUCAUGAUUUUGGAAAACUAAGGCAGAUAGGAAGUCCCUUCUGAGGUUUUCAACAAAGCUCUUGAACAACCUACACACCAUGGAUGUAAAGCUGGACCCUUCCCGAGAUGACCUGCCUCUCAUGGCCAACACCAGCCACAUUCUUGUGAAGCACUAUGUACUGGAUUUAGAUGUAGAUUUUGAAAGUCAAGUCAUUGAGGGCACCGUAGUGCUUUUCUUUGAGUCUAGAAACAGGCUCAAGAAACAGAGUACGUCCACCAGGGAAAUGUGCGGAUCAGAGUCAAACGAAGCCUGCAGAGUUAGCUCACCUGAACCCUGCAGCAGCCCUGUGACUACUACAGGGACCUUCUCAUCUGACAUGGGAUGGAAUGACUUUGUAAUCUGUGGUAAAGGUGGAAAAGAUACUGCUGGGAAAGACUGUCACCAUGACAACUGGGAACAGGCCUCUCGGGUUUCUAGCUCAAAGCACUGCUGUGGCGCAGGGAAUCAUGGGAGUGAAGAUUUUGGCCUAGUGCUGGAUUGCUGUGAUCUAUCUGUGUUGAAGGUUGAGGAAGUGGACAUUGCUGCUGUGCCAGGUGUUGAAAAAUUUACUAGGUCUCCCCAGCUCAUGGUUGUUCUGGAGGAGCUCAGGAAUCAGAUUGUCCAUGAACUUGUGACUCUGCCUGCAUAUUGUUGGAGGGAGCAGUUAGAUUAUUAUGCUCUCUGCAGCCAGGCUCCUGGCUGUGGGGAACUCCUGUUUGACACUGACACAUGGAGCUUACAGAUCAGGAAGUCAGGCGUUCAGACAGCCACUGACUUUCCUCACGCCAUAAGGAUACGGUACAGAACCAAACCUCAGGGGCGAUCAGUUAUGUGGACCUCAGACCAGAGUGGCAGGCCAUGUGUUUAUACUAUGGGAUCUCCCAUAAACAACAGGGCCCUUUUUCCAUGCCAGGAGCCACCCGUUGCCAUGUCAACAUGGCAGGCCACUGUUCGAGCAGCUGCAUCUUUUGUUGUUCUAAUGAGUGGGGAGAAUUCUACCAGGCCAGCACAGCUUCAGGAAGGGUGUUUAAGCUGGCAUUACUAUGUAACCAUGCCAAUGCCAGCUUCCACCUUCACAAUUGCAGUGGGAUCCUGGGCAGAAAUGAAGCUAGAGACCUGCCCAUCAAGCAAUCUGGAAACAGAGAGCUCCUUCUCACCCUCUGAGGCUGACUUCAGGUAUGCUGAUGUUUGUGGCCACACAGAAUACCCCUGCCGCUUCCAGAGUGCUUCUGCCACCACCCAGGCUAUCAUUCCUUAUCGGGUCUUUGCUCCAGAGUCCCUCAAGGGUGCCUGCCAGGAGACCCUUCUGCAGCUGAUCCCACUUUGCCUCUCAGCGGCACACUCUGUCCUGGGCACACACCCAUUCUCCAGGCUGGACUUACUCAUCGUGCCCGCCAACUUCCCCAGUCUGGGGAUGGCCAGCCCACACAUCAUCUUCCUCUCUCAGAGCGUCUUGACAGGAAUGCGCCAUCUCUGUGGGACCCGUCUCUGCCACGAAAUUGCUCAUGCCUGGUUUGGCCUAGCCAUUGGGGCCCGUGACUGGACGGAGGAGUGGCUGAGUGAAGGGUUCGCCACUCACCUGGAAGAUGUAUUCUGGACCCAAGCACAGCAGCUGGCCGCCCACGAGGCCCAGGAGCAUCAGGAGCUGAGGGCCUGUCUACGCUGGCGUCGCCUCCAGGAUGAGGUGCAGAACUCCCCCGAGGGGAUGCAGGUGUUGAGACCUAAUAAAGAGAGAACUGGCCAUGUGAGUGACUCAGGAUCGUCUGUCAUCAGACAUGGGCUUAAUCCGGAGAAGGUCUUCAUGCAGGUUCAUUAUUUGAAGGGCUAUUUCCUCCUCCGGUUCCUUGCCAAGAGACUUGGAGAUGGCACCUAUUUUACAUUUUUAAGAAGAUUUGUGCACAGAUUUCACGGGCAGUUGAUUCUUUCCCAGGAUUUCCUUCAAAUGCUGUUGGAGAACAUCCCAGAAGAAAGAAGUUACAUGCUGGAAGCGCAAGGGCAGCUGUUCUGUCUCAGGGAUCAGUACACAGCGGAGGCUGUGGAAGGGAGUGUCUUUGAAAGCAGAGGAGGGGAGACGAGGAGUUGUGUGGCAGACAUCGUCAAUGUGAUUUCUGUAAGUGCUGAUGUUUUAUGAGCAAGGGAAGAAAAAGCUGCAAGUGCUUGGAAGGAAAUUCAGGUCAGUCCUGGACUCCAGCCUGCCUGCAAACAGAGCGCCUGCCCAUCUGAUAUGAAUCAACAGCAGUUCUCCUUCUGCUCAUCGAUUGUUAUGCUCGUACGCAUGUUCCUGUAUUUGUUUCAGCCACUGCAUCCUCCACGGAGCUAGGGGGCACUUGCUGGAUAAGGGCUUCCUCAGGGUCUUCAUUAUCUACCCAAGCACAAAUGACUUGUUUCACCAAGAAAUAAGUAACCAUAUGCAGAGCUUUGAGAUGCACACUGUAUCCAUAUGUAGAGAGGAAGCUUAAAAACAUCAAAACAAAUCUGUACAGAAUGUGAGCUGCAUUCCAGAAAAAGGGCAUUUUCCAUGUCAGACCCUGAACACUGAAGUUCCCAGUGCUCACGUCCAUCUGGUACCUGUGCUUCCAGAGUUCGUUCCAUCUGUCAUUCAGUUCAUGUGAAGGUUGCUGGGGCCAUUGCUUUCCUACAGAGGCACUGGUAGAAUGUGAUGUCAAGAGGCUGAAGCAGGAGCCAAGGGGGAUAAAGAUGUUUCUCUUGAUGCACAUAAGUAGCAGAUAGGGUUGAUAAUCAACUCCCCAUCCUGUCAUUCUGCCCUCAGAAAUCAACUGAACAAGCAAUAUAACACAUGCAGUACCAUUUUCUCACAAGCCUCCGUCUGUUUGUAUGUAUUGUAACAUCACGAAGAGAUGAACAUUUGGCUUUAAACUUUCUCAGCUUGAAACACAGUUAAUUUUUCUAGCCAGCAUUAUUUCAGGCUGUCCAACAUAUUCUGUCCUCUACUGUGACCACAUAUCUCAGAUGGACUGGAGAUGGACCCUGAAACUCCGCAUUGCCUUGCAGGAUGCAGGAGUACAACAAGGGGACUCUCCAGCCAGAGGGUGCAGCCUAUUGCCCCAGAUACCCCAGAACUUAUCAGUGAGGUGGGAGUCCUGCUCGCGGGUACACAUCUGGAGUACAUGCAGUUGUAGUUCUGUGUAUUGUCAGCUCUCUGUAUAAAAUCAAUUUCCAUAGUGAUCAGACAUGCAGAAGAGUAAUUUCCUGUAAGUCCUGGGUCCCAGCAAAAUGGAAAUGCUUCUGCUUGUCUGUUGUGAUUAUUUAAGCCACAUGAUCUCAGAGGGGAAGCAUUCACCAUCGGCUUAGACUCUGAAUGUCCUGAUUUGAAAGAGCCUGUGUUUACUUUCCCACUGCUGUAUAUCCAAGUUCAGACCUAAAAAUUCACCUGUACUGUCAUCUAAGUAAUUAUGAUUGAAACAGCAGAACUAUGUAUGUUAUUUUUUCCCCUGAAACAUACAGUCCAUUUCUUCCCUGAAAAUUAAUCAUUUUCACAUGUUCUCUCAUAAUUUCCUGGGGAGGUAGAUCUGCUUACAGUACCUUAAAAAUUUUCUUAGUAGCUGGAUUUAAUACUGUCAUCCUCCUCUCAUAGCUUAACAUCUUAUUCUAUGUGGGCAGCCCCCCAACAGCCUCAUGCUGAUGCUGGGGAUCUCAAGACCUGGGUGCUUUCUUUAGCCUUGUCUGGGCUGACUUUGGCCCAGCCUCUUAUGCUGCAGUUUCUCCAUGUGCUAAAAAGCCUCACAACAAUUGACACCCACGUCACAAGGAUCUUAUGGAAAAUGAAGUGACAAUGGUUAUAAGGUGCUUUGAACCUUUCCAAAGGAAAAUGAUCUGGAAACACAGGUUCUCUCCAUUCCUGGUGAGUGUCUUUUGCUCCUGUUUGCAGCUGAAUGAUGAACUCUACUGCCCUCACCCUGCCACCCCUCCUGAGGGUCUCUCAUCCCUUCAGAACUGUGGCUGAAGGGCAGACAAACAGGGCAACCGUCAGCAGGGAAGAUGUGAGCCAGGGGAAUCAGCGUUUUGGAGCAAGUGGAGGCUCUCCCACCGUGUGCGCCAUAAAUCAGGAACCAAAGUGUCCUAACGCCCAAGUUCAGCUCUGAAAGGAAGGUGUGGGCCCUGCAGCCAGGCAACUUUUUGAAUCCCAGCUUUUCAGGUACCAUCUGUGUGGCCUUGAAUGUAUCCCGUAGUCUCUCAGAACUUUUAUUUGCUCAUCUCUAAGAUGGGGAUGGUGACAUUGGUCUUGCACAAAUAUUGUAAGGUUUAAAUGAGAUUUCUGUCUGUAGCGUGUGGUACCUAGUGGGUGUUCAAUAAACACUAGCUACCUUUCACUCCUUACCACUCCACAGUGGGUAGAGGAGACUUUGUUUUGUGUUUCAUGCCACUAUGCCAUAGUGUGUGUAAAUACUACAUGCAAAAUUUGUCUUAAUACUUUGCAAUGAAGUAACCUGACUGGUUGUCCAGGUCAUAAACUGUAGCACAGAUUGUACAUAGACAUGAACAUUCUCUGGAAAGCCAGCCUGCAGAGAGCAGUGGGGCCCGUUGUCUGCACUCCACCUCUCACCCCUCUAAAGGGAUCCCCCCAGCACCGCCCUCCCUGUCCGUCCCCAGCAUCCCCCACCUUGCCGCUCUUCUCAUAGCCUCACGCUUGAAUACACUCACAGCCUCCACUGGGAUGGCCCUGCUCCAGCCUCUUCCUCAGGCAUUCUUCCUUUAGUCCAUCCCGGCGGUGCCUUUCUGUAGCCAUGCUUCAGAGUCGCGUUGAUGUUGCCAGACUCAGGGAAGGACACCACAUCUUUCUCCUCACAGUCUGUGUGCCAGCCCAGCUGUCCUUGGCUCUGGGCUUAACUGCCUCUGCUGUCUCUGCCCUGCAUGAGCUUUCUUUCCAUUUCUGCUGGCCCUGCCUCACUGUUCGGGCCAGCACAACCUUCGUCCAGAGCACAGGUCAAGCUCUGACUCUUUGGAGAAGACCCCUGAUGCACUGCCGCAUCCCCUCCCAGCUCUCCCCCUGGGCAGCCAGCCCUCCUCCACACAGUCCCACGGCUCUCCGCUCUCCACAAGCCCUGGCAGCAUUCUGACUUGAGGGCUGCUGUAUGUCCCGGCCAGACCUCCUCGCCCUGGGGGUCUUCUCAGCCUUCCCCAGAGCCUUGCACCCUGUAGGUACCUGGGGUGUUGGCUACAUGGAGAGGGGCUGCCUGUUCCUCCAUCUGUACUGGUGAGGACUCUGACCUCACUAAAUAACAUGACAGGGCCCAACUUCCCAGCCCUUCCCCAUGCCGCUGCUCAAGCAGUGUCUGUAAGCUAAAAUUCUCCAAAGGAAAUUUAUGUCCACGUCCUCUUACUCCUCCGUGGGGAUGCACAACAGCUGUUCACCAUGUUUGGUAAAAUCACUUGAAAAUGGCUGUGAAGUCAGUCCCCAGACUUUCUUCUUCAGGAUAUUUAAUCCCCUUCCCUUGACCUCUGGUGGGCCCAGUGCACCUACGCCUUUGAUCUUCACUUCUGCUCUUUUCUAAUCCUGAGUUCUCCAUCUUCCUCUUAAGUUGUGGCAGGCAUAAGAAGGCCUGUUUUCCUAGAAUGCCCAGUUCAAUAAAGCUUGGUUCAGAGCCAGGCUCUGGCUUUCCCGAGGCCGCUGAGGGGGUGGUGAUGGGGGCUUUGGCCCCCCCCAGGCCCGGACGCAGGGUGCCUCUCUGGUCGGAAAUGAGGCGCAUGAACCAGCCACUUAGACAGCAGUGGAAGGAAGGACAGGGAAGAAAAAGCCAGGCCUGUCCAUGAGGGUGGACAGUUCAAGUGCCAGCCGAGCCUCCACAGCCACAGAGCCUGAGGACCCAGGGCAGGAACACGAGCCCCCAAGUGAACGCCAGCCUGGUGCAGCCAGGGCGGGACAUCCCAUUCGUUCCGAGCAAGCGCCGGCCUUUGCGGAGCAUCCUGUCCUCAACAGAAAUGACAACAUCCGUUUUACCAUCCAGCCUCUCACAUGCAGUAGAAAAUAAAACAGUUUUAAGUCUCCUGGGACAUGUCUCUGUAAGUGGCCCCGUCAGUCCCACUUUCCUCCCAGGGCAGAUGAGUGAAGGGCAUUUUCAGGGCCUCUUCCUGCAGCCGACUGGACAGUUCAAGCUC